AUGAACCCUGAGUGCCCGUAUCUCUUGGAAGCCGGAUAUCCAUCUUUAUCUUUGUCCCCGCGAUGGAGUGACGAUGGGACGGCAGGACGACGGCGUCAUUUUGUUUGCAAAGGAGAAGCGAUCGCUGACCCGACCCUCUUAUUUCCGAUUUCUAGAUACGACUACCUCUUCAAGCUCCUCCUCAUCGGUGACUCCGGUGUUGGAAAGUCUUGCUUGCUGCUGCGAUUCGCCGACGAUACCUACACUGAGUCUUACAUUUCCACCAUCGGUGUCGACUUCAAGAUCCGAACGAUAGAGCUCGAUGGCAAGACCGUGAAGCUGCAAAUCUGGGAUACUGCCGGCCAGGAGCGUUUCCGAACCAUCACCUCAUCGUACUACCGCGGUGCUCACGGCAUCUGCGUUGUCUACGAUGUCACCGAUAUGGACUCUUUCAACAACGUCAAGCAGUGGCUCCAGGAGAUUGACCGAUAUGCCACCGAGGGCGUUAACAAGCUGCUCGUAGGCAACAAGAGCGAUAUGUCGGAUAAGAAAGUUGUCGAGUACUCCGUCGCCAAGGAAUUCGCUGACAGCCUGGGCAUCCCCUUCCUCGAGACCUCCGCCAAGAACGCCAGCAACGUUGAGCAGGCUUUCCUGACCAUGGCUCGCCAGAUCAAGGAGCGCAUGGGCACCACGACUGCCAACAACACGAAACCCAGCGUGCACGUUGGCCAGGGCCAGGGUGUCGGCAACUCGUCCAGCAGCAGCUGCUGUUAA
Messenger RNA from Trichoderma gamsii, 753 nucleotides. RefSeq names its product GTP-binding protein ypt1. The record is from RefSeq and is a predicted model, not a curated record. Gene Ontology annotation, biological process: regulation of exocytosis; protein secretion. The transcript is spliced from 5 exons. Bases 1 to 753 code for a protein of 250 amino acids. Gene Ontology annotation, molecular function: GTP binding; GTPase activity. NCBI's taxonomy places the organism in Eukaryota, Fungi, Ascomycota, Sordariomycetes, Hypocreales, Hypocreaceae.